UGGCAAUGCAAUGACCAAAGUAAAAAGUUAAGUUGGUUAAAUUUGGUUUGGUGGUUAUGUUCCAGUGUUCCUUGUGUUUUAUUUUCAAGAUUUUCAUAAUACCUCGCACUCGCAAGCAAAUAAUCACUAUACCUCGCGCUCGCUUAUGUUCUUAAUUAAAUAUAUAACGAAAAGUAAAGACCAAAAACGUAAUAGCUAUGGUCACCGGUGAUCAAAAUGAUGAGGUCGAAAACUACCUGAUAAUUAAACGGUAUAAGUUUAGUUUAAAGGGUCUUGUGAUAGUUGUGAGCGCGACUUCUAUGAGUGAUAAUAAUGUUCAUAUACACACUCACACUCAUGGCCAAAAUCAAAUAGGGUAGAGUAGAAGUUCACGAAACCAGUUCAUUACUUAUUUGUUCUGUUUUUUUACUUAUUUCUGUAAUUUGAAUACAGCUGCAUUGAGAUAAGAUAGGAAAUUGUAUGUUAAAAGUUAUUAUGAACACUAAUUAUAAGAUAUUUAAUGCUGCUGAGUAUUGGCAAAGAGAAACCAGCUUACCUUCCAUUCCAACAUUCUGCCAACAAGUAGACAAAUUAUUAGGGAGUGAUGGCGUGCAACUUGGCACUAUCACUGAGCUGCUUGGGCUGCCGGGAACCGGGAAAACUCAAAUGUGUUUGCAGUUAUGUGCUUCAAUACAAAUACCAAAAGCCCUGGGUGGACUAGAAGCCGAGGCGCUCUACAUUGAUACCAACACCAACUUCAGGAUACAUCGGUAUCAAGGUCAUCUUAUACCAGAAAUCCUCAAGUCCUGCUUGCUGAAAUGCCAGAAACUACUGGACACCUCAGAAGUGAUUGAUGAAAAAGAAGCUCUGAAGAGACUCCACUAUGUGGGGGCAUUCGGAGUGGUGGAGUUCGGUGCUUUGAUGCACAUGCUGCCUACAUACCUUCGAGAUAGGCCAAAGAUAAGACUGGUAGUGAUAGACUCCAUAGCGUUUCCCUUCAAGGAGGGCGUCUCAGCCCGCGAGCGUAGCGGCCUGCUGUUCCGACAGAUGGCGGAGUUGCAGCGCUGCGCCGUGGAGAGGCAGAUCGCUGUGGUGCUAACAAACGAGAUGAGCACCCGCCUGGGCCUGUCCGGGGGCUCCAUAGUGGGGUCUAUGGGCGACGCGUGGUCUCACCGCGGCAAUGUGAGGCUUCUCCUGUCCAGUACGGAGCGGGGUCGCGCCGCCGUGCUGGUCAAGAGCAAUGUGGCAGGUGCGGGCGUUGCUAGCUUUCAGAUAACAAAGGAAGGAAUAAGGGACGUGGAAUAAAACGCUCAGAAACCGGUAGAUAAUUUAAUUAUAAGUAAUGUAAAUAUAUUGUAAACGAAACUUCAGCACCAAUAAAUAUAUCUUUUUCACAAAAAUA
Plutella xylostella (diamondback moth) is the source of this 1381-nucleotide messenger RNA. The record is from RefSeq and is a predicted model, not a curated record. NCBI's taxonomy places the organism in Eukaryota, Metazoa, Arthropoda, Insecta, Lepidoptera, Plutellidae.